UUUUUUGUUACAUCCAAUUGCAUACUCGGUAUUUUGGGUCCAGUAAAAUUAACCCGACUCCGUGCGUUUUGCAUCCAUAGAGGUUCAGAUGAACCCUUCUGCUCCUCCCCUGCCGCCGCCUGAUGCCGGCAAUUUUCACCUUUUUCCACCAGCACAGCCUUCCUUUACUGGCUUUCAUCCGCCGCCGCCGCAGCCUUCUGCCACCAAUUUUACGCCUCGCUUUUUCUUCCCUCCUGGAUUUCACGUCCCUCCCCCCGCCACCAAAACAACUGCCGAGGCAUCUGAUGUCCAGACCGCUCUCUCCACUCUCACUUCGCUUCUGCGCUUAUCUAAAACCACUCUCAGUUCUCUCUCCGGCACACUUCCGACUACACUUCCCUCUCCGGCGACCGCUCUAAUCCCCUGUCCUUUUAACCCCACCCACCGCCUCCCGCCUCCCUCUCUAUUCAAACACAGCCUCCACUGCCUUCCGUCGUCAUCGUCUACUGAAUUGGAUUCUCUAAUUCAGUCAUGCCGGUACCCACAUAGCCUCCACUCCUCUGCUGAGGGAAACAAUAUCCAAUUCAAUCAGUCUCUCCACGAUCCCGAAGCCGAACUAUGCUUUUCCCUCGAAAACUACUCUGGUUUUGACCUGAAUAGUUUCUUAUACUCCGACUGUCCCGGAGUUGUAAGCUUUCCCGGUAAGGACUCCUCUCCUCCAAUGCUUACUUUGCCGAGUUUCUUAUUAUCUGAAUGUUCGAAUUUCGGGAAAAAUAGUACUAUAGAUCCGAAGAGCGUUCCCACUGACCAUACAGAGCUUCUUCCUUCGGAGAUAUACGCUGUUAGGGCUGAAAUUGAGUCGUGGAAUGAUUUUCCAUGUAGCUAUUCUUACAGAGUUGUCCGGGCUAUGUUGCGGCUUGAAAUGAUCAGUAUGUGCUCUUUGCUAACAUGGGUGAUUGCAAAUUCGCCUAAGUUCGGCAUAGUAAUUGAUCCUGCAAUGAGUAGUCAUAUUGUUCUUUUGUUGAAGCUGUGUUUGAAAGCUAUUCUCAGUGAAGCUAUUGGGUUAGCUAAUGCACACAUGAAACUGGAAGGGGGUAAGGAAUCAACUUUGAGUGGAUGUAGGCUUGAUUGUCCAAUAUUAGCUAGAGUGUUAGUGUGGUUGGCCUCCCAACUAUCUGUAUUGUACGGUGAAAUGAGCGGUAGGUUAUUUGCAGUUAACAUUUUAACAAAAUGCAUCUUUGAUGAAUUACUGGAGCACUCUUUAUUUUCUGGACUUCCAGAAGCUACAGAAAUAUCAAAACUAGACAUAGUCAACAAAGAUAGUGAGGAGCCACAGGUAAGUAGUAAUUCAAAUAGAAGUACAAAGCAGAACAAAGGAAACAAUGUAGGAGCUGGAGGGCUGAGUAAAACCAUGAUUUCUGUUUCUCAAGUAGCAGCAGCUGUUGCUGCAUUGCACGAAAGAUCAAUACUUGAAGGAAAGAUCAGAGCCUUACAGAAUGUGCAGCAACUUUCUGCAUUGCAAAGAAAUGCUGAGCAUGAAGACGUGGCAAGAAGAGCUGAUGAGGAAAGACAAAAGCGGCCCAAUUAUAAAGCUUUAAUUGAUCACGAUGGGCUUCCUUGGCAGAGGUCAAACAAUCAGGAAACAAAUAAAACAAAGACAAGAGAGGAGUUGCUAGCUGAGGAAAGGGAUUACAAGCGCAGAAGAAUGUCAUAUCGUGGCAAGAAGUUGAAGCGUUCAACAACACAGGUGACAUUCGGUACCAUUUUGUAAUGUUUUUUUUCCUUGAAAAACAGAUAAGGGGGCCUUGAAAGAAUCGAUUAAUAUGUUGAUGUGUGACACUGUGACCAAGAGGUCACAUAUUCAAGACUUGGGAGCGGCCUCUUGUCAAAAUGACAAGGGAAGGCUUACCCACUAUACACCCUUGUGGUGGGACCCUUCCCCGGAUCCUUGCCUUGCGAGGACUCCAAUGUGCACCGGACUGCCCUUUUUUAUAUCUUGAAAAUCAGAGUUUGGAGUUUCAAUUCAAAAUUUAAAGCAUCUACCAAUCCUUGAGUGACGGCCUGUCUUUAUUAAGAGUUGUUUGAAUUUUUGGUUUUAUCUACUUCUGCCAAAUAAACAAGUCAGCCAAAUCUUCUUAUUAUUCUGUUUAAGCAGAAAUCCGGAUAAGGUUACCAUCUGGGUACUAGACAGGCUUUGAGAUAGGAAAUUUCCUAAUGUUUUCCAUUUUGAUUUCAGUUUUCUAUUUUUUAAAUGGAAUCAUAUUUCAUUGGUAUAUCCAUGUGUUAGGUAAUGAGGGAUAUAAUAGAGGAAUAUAUGGAGAGUAUUAAGCAAGCUGGUGGAGUUGAUUGCCUAACAAAAGGAGAAGCACACAAUGAUGCAAACUCCAAUAAGAGUCAAUUGGAAUCAUCUUUAACAAGGGAACAUCCACAUCACUACAUGGAGUCGCACUCUCAUCUCGAAUCCCGGUCAUCAGAUUUCAGAAGUGGCUCUUCCAAAGACAGAUCAAACCACUCUCAUAGUACUAUGGUUGCAGAUAGAAGUGUUGGGAGAAAUGGACAUAGCACAAGGGAAUAUUCUAGAAGCCCAGAUAGAACCAAUACCAAUUGGCAAACAGGUCUGAGGAGGAAGCAAGGUGACAGAGAAUCAUACAAGGAAGAUUUUUCUCACAGUUCCGGUAAAAAACACCAGAAAUCACAUAAUUAUAACACCCCUCACAAAGAGAGAAUUGAGCAUGGAAGACGGAGGGGAAGGGAAUCAUACGAUGAUUAUAAAUCAGUGUCCACUUCGCACAAUAAAUUUGAUGACAGAUAUGAUCCCUCAGAAUCUCAUGAUAAUCUAUGAAGGUCAAAUCUAAAUGUCAUGGUAAAGCUGAGUGGCUGAAAAUGUCUGCUGUAGUGAUCGGGCAUGGUUUUCAAGUGAGAUUAAGAUUAAGAAUGUUAAACUAAAUGGUCCUUCCAGGUGUGGUAAGUAAUCAUGAUAAAAAUUUGUCCUGAAUACCACCUUUUAUCGAAUUUUUCCAGAAAGAAGAAUGGGAAUACUAAUAUAAUCUUUUUGGCUGGAUUCCUCUUGAAAUAUUGCAGUAGAAGUGAAACAGGUUUCUGCUGUUUGUCUACAUCUGUAUCCUCCUCUGUAUCCUUAAAAUGGUUAUUAUUAUUAUCAUCAUUAAUAUUAUUAUUAUUAUUAUUUCAUCUACUUACUUUUAUGUUUACUGCUACAUUCUCAUCUUUAAAAUGAGGUACUAAUCUGUAAUCAUCUAUCUUUACUUGAUUGUUUAUCUACUGGUCUGCAUUCUACAAUAAUUUAACUCUAUAAUUACCUAGUACUCCUAAGAUAUCCACCUGACCAGGGAUUCGACUGGAUCAGUGUACCGUCUGUUUGAAAUUCGGAUAUAGGGGUUUGGGGAGAAAUGCUUUAGAGGGCUUAGUGUAUGUGUGUGCACGCAUAUGUGUGUAUAGAGAGAGAGAGAGACGGGGGAAUUGAGGUUUUAUAAAAUAGAAAGUUUAACGAAAUUUGUCGUUUUUUAGUGGAAAGUAAUUUGUAAUUGUAAAACCUUUCAAUCACAUCUUAUCCAUUUUUAGGAACAUGCUAUUUAUCAAGAUAUAGAUAGACUAAGAGAGUGUUUGCAAUUGCUUCUACUUUGAUAUUGUUAAAAUAGUAAAAUUUGAUAUUGUUUCCUUUCCAUCAUUUGCAUCGGAGUCAAGGACUCACUAUCUUUUGGCUUAGGAGUAUGAUGGAAUAAAGCAAAAUGGUUCACUAAAUUGUUUGCGCUUUUUUGUUAUGAGACAGUUGCCGGUCCAUGCAAUUUUUGACGCGAUUUUCACAAUGGGUCAUACGGAAACAGUCUCUCUGUGCUUUAGUGCAGUGAUAAGACUGCGUACAUCCGACCCCCCCUACCCCACCAUAGGUGGGAGCCUUUGUGGCACUGGGGUAAUGAUGAUGAUGAGUAAAAUUUGAUAUUGUUUGAGAAAUAAGUGCUUUUGAAAAUUAAAAGUCGGUAGUGUUUGGUAAAAAGUGUAUUUUUUGUAAUAUAAAAAGUGAAAAUCAGUUCAAAGUGUCUGUCCACCUCUUUUCAUCUUUUAGCUUCUAAGUGUUUAAUUUAAGUAGAAGUUGUCACUUGAAAACACACAAUUCUGUUUUUUAAGCCAAAUGAUGAAAAUCGACUUUUUAAGUUUUUGCAAACACUGCCCAAUCCUUCCAAAGCAUUUCUCUUCAAAAUCCUUCAUCCAAAAGGACCCUAUAGAAUACAAACAGUUCACAGUUAUUGUAGCUAUGCAGCAACACAUUUCAAACCCUCAUUAGCAUUCCUUCUUGAAAAUUUCAAACCGUCUUGUAUUUAGUUUAUGACUGAGUGGGGUUUACCUGUUUACUCAUAGCUAUAUAGAACAAAUCACGUUUACUCUUGGAUCAUUAAGAUAUGCAGUAGAAAACCACGUGCUGAUAAUAGUCUCUAGGGGAGACAAAUUAGAUGGGAAAAUAUAUAUUGGACAUUUAUACCAUAGACAGGUGACGGGAAAGUAGGUUGUUUGUAUAUGACUUUUUAUUAGAAUGCAUGUAAUGUAAUGUCUGUUGUGGAACAACCCAUCGAUACAGUGUGUGUGGUAUAUACUUCGUAUUAGCAACAAUGUGUUGGGAAAAAUAGUUGAGCCUUUACUUUAGGUCUGAACAAGUCGCUUUAAGUCCUUGUUUGAUUAGAGGAAUUUUAAGGAGAGUGAUGUGUUGACUUGUUGAUUUAUCAGUUUCUUCUCUCUUUCCCCCAAAGUUGUGCUACAUUAUUAUUGCUAUACGCAUGGCAAUUAUAUUUAAUUUAAAUUUAAAUUGCAAAAUUUAUUUCAGUUACUUUACUUUUCCAUAAUUCUUUUUGGGUUUUAAAAUUCUAAUCCAUCUUCAUUCUUCUGAAAUCUGAAUUCUGAACCAAAUAUGUUACUGCCAUUUACUUGUAUAAACAGAGGAGAUAAUCAGUUAAGCUGUUGAUGACUGGCAUUCUUAAGCCUUUUCCUGUUGAGUGGUUUUGGAAUAAAUGGGUGGAAAGGGGAGAAGCGUGUGUUUGGUUGGAGGAUGACUUAUCUUGACUGAUUAUUUGUAGGAGACUUGAAUUGAGUGAUUAAUUGUUUAAACAUUAGUUAUCAAAAUCAUUCUACAAACAGGUUCCGCAUAUUUAAUGACAGUGAUAUUGCUUUGGUUUGGUUGGAGGAUGAAAGUUAAGUCCUCUAAAGUUCUCAUAUUUCACUUACAAAGUUACAAAUCUGGUACACUUAUAUUGAAUGAUUAGUUUUCAGACAUUAGUAGUUAUCAAAAUCAAAGGGGAGCCUAAAAGCCUUGAAGCACCUUUUAAGACGGAUUCUGCUGUGUGAUUAAGAGGUUAUGAGUUCCAUUUUUGAGUGGUCUCAUGUCAAAAUUUGAUGAGGAAAGUCUUGUUCUUUUGUUCCAAAAGGUGGAAUCUCCCACCCCAGGAGCCCCCCACCCCGACCCGACAGGAUGGUGGGGAGGUUAGUCACGGUGAUUCAGUCAGCAGAAUGACAGUAGGCCCAUACACUCGUGCGCACCAGAUACCCAGCUUUAUUUCAGGUUCUGUGACCUCCAUCCGGUCACUGCGGGGAUUCGAAUCUUGGUCUAUUGUUCCAAAUCUCCCACCACUCGACCAACUGAGCUACCCGUGCGGGUGGGAAACUCUUGUUCUUUAUACACCCAUGUGGUGAGACGCUUCCCCAGGCUGGCAAAUAAAAUAAGUAGUUCUCAAAAUUAUUCUACAAAUAAUUUAUUUUACCUAAAAUUAUUUUUUAAAAAAUAAUUGAAAUACAAUCGUAGUCAUAUUGCAUUGGACCUAGCAUACACUUGGUUCGGCCUAGGGAUGGACCUGGGCAGGUCCGGUUCCGGUUCCGGGCCUGUGUGGGCUUUUUUUGCAAAUCCUUGGGCUCGGAACUGGCUCGGGUUGAUACCGGGUCCGGGCCUAACCGGGUCGGGCCCGGUUCAAUGUCUGUUUUUUUUGCUUUCUUGUUAUCCCCCGACCCCCCCCUCACCCCCACCCCCCAAACCUCCCCAAAACAUCCAGCCCUACCCUAGGAAAAGAAAAAAAUUGAAAAAAAAAAAUUGACCCGGGCUUGGGCUGACCUGCCUGGGCCGAUUCGCCCAAAAAUGGGCUCGAGCCCGACCCGUCCGACCCGCCCAAACAGGCUAAAAGCCCGGAACCGGCCAACCGAUCCCGGUCCGGUCCUGACCCGCACAGUAGCGGGCCGGUUCCGGGCCGGCCCGGGCCGGGCCGGUUUAGUCCAUCCCUAGUUCGGCCUAAUCCCAAUUCCCAAUCUUCAGCACAUCAUGGUAAAUCAUGCUCGACAUAAAGUCUGGUAACCAUAAACUCUAAGCUUGACCGAAGACAUGGUUAGUCCCAUACUCGAUCAGCCUAAGGCCCUGUUUACUUAGGUCUUAAUGGACUGAACUUAAAUCAUGACUUAUUCGUCCAGCUAUAUACAUGUGUUUACUUAUGACUUAAUGUUACGUAUGACUUAUUCGGUCAGACCAUUUGUGACUUAUUCGCUCAACCAACUUUUAAUACUCAUUACACUUCAGACGUAUUUGAGUGUCGAUGUUCUUGUUUUUAACCCUCAGCUCACUUCUCCUUCACGAUCGCAAUUCUCCAAGGUAUAUCAAGUAUCAAUUGUCGCCAUUAUCAGCCUCCAAAAAUCUGGUCGAUCGGAGCUCAUCAAUGAACAAAGAUCUAGAGCCUCUAAACGCCUUCGCAGAUAAAGGAAGGCUUCGGCCUGAGGUGUAAGCUUCCUAUAGCAAGUUGAGCUCGUUCAUAUGUUGCUUCCCAGAUUGUUUUGAAAAUAUACAAAUUGGGGGAGAACUGAGAAGAAAUCAAAAACUGAUGGGUGUUGCUAUACGAUGGGUUCUUCCACAAAAACUUUUGUUCCUUUCAUCGUCAAUUUGUUAUUUGUUGUUUUCUUCGCUGGGAGGAAAUUGAGUUCUUGAGGCUUCAAUUUACUAAAUUUGGUGUUCUCGGUUUGAUUAAUAGCUAAUGUUCUACCUACCGAUUUCCUCAAUUUUACAUUCUGCAGUUCUUCAAAUAAAGGGUUAUAUGGUCAUUCUAUAUAAUUCAGACUUCUCAUUCAGCACACAUAGUAAACAGUUUGUUAUCUUAGUGUCACUUAUUCCAGACAGACAUCUUAAUCCAAAAAGAUAUCUUAACUCAUUCAGGUCUUGAUAGAAAAAAAAAGUAAACAGCCCCUAAGUGUGCUUAAUCUCUUGGUGGAGUCGACAUUGGUAAACAUGAUGGACUCAUGGAAGGCAUCAAUUUGGCAUGCAUGCAUUUGUUGUUUGAUUUUAUGCAAAGGGUGUUUCAGUCUAUUAUGUGGAAUAUGAUCAACCAACCUCAGUGGCAUAUACUCAUAUAUAUCUCCGUAUCAUAAUAGUUG
Molecule: messenger RNA, 7389 nt
Organism: Cuscuta europaea
Lineage: Eukaryota; Viridiplantae; Streptophyta; Magnoliopsida; Solanales; Convolvulaceae
Source: the annotation of a GenBank genome assembly